Molecule: messenger RNA, 19390 nt
Organism: Epinephelus fuscoguttatus (brown-marbled grouper)
Lineage: Eukaryota; Metazoa; Chordata; Actinopteri; Perciformes; Serranidae
Gene: dnah5l
Product: dynein, axonemal, heavy chain 5 like
Exons: 98
Coding region: 50-14137 (4695 amino acids)
Biological process (GO): microtubule-based movement
Cellular component (GO): dynein complex
Molecular function (GO): ATP binding; dynein intermediate chain binding; minus-end-directed microtubule motor activity
Source: RefSeq, a predicted model, not a curated record
UUGUGGAUGUUCAAUUUUUUUUCUAAGUGCUGUGGGGAAUGCAAGAAAGAUGGCAGAUCCAGAUUCUCCAGCUGAGAUUUCACAGAGGGAACAGUCACCUGUUGUUUCCCCUGCCGGCAGCUCUGAACCUGGGCUGAACGGCUGUGCUCCUUCCCCGGACACAGAGCUCCAGGCAGGAGGGCAGGAAGUCCAGGAUGGUUCUGGGGGAGAUGAAGAGGAGAAGGAGGAGGCAGGAGGAGGAGCAGAUGAAGCCUUUACCAAACCCAGACCUCCUGUACUUCACCUCCACAGAGAUACUACAGUCAGAGGACAUCGGCGAUUAGGAGGCCAGAACCUGAGAGCCAUUAAUGACAUGUCCUCUCCGGCGGCUGCUCCGUCCCCGACCACCGGCACCUCUGUGUCUGGUAAAAGGACAGUGCUGUUGUCCAAUGAGGCAAGGAGAGAAAUGGCUAAGCAGGCGAGAGCCAUGAAGGAGGAGAGGAGAGUGAUGCUGGAUGCUCGACACAAAUACUUGAUUAGCAGAUUGGUGGAUGCCAGGACCCUGGUAGAGCCAGAGGUGGAGGACGCUCUCAUCUCUGAUGACAAGUUCAGUCUGAUUGAUGAUUUCUUUGCUGCAAAUGGAUCCAAGAGGCUGAUUUUCUUCUAUCAGGAUGUGAAGCAGCAUCUGUCUUCCAGUCAUUUGUGCUCUGUGGACGUGGCAGCUUCAGCUGUGACUCAGAAAAAGUUCUUCCUCACCACAGGAAGCUCUGAGCCUUUACUGGGGAAGUGUCUGUUCUUCCUGAGAACCACUGACAAGGCGAUUACCACCGCUAACAUACAGCAGGAGGUGAAUUUCGGGAUGUUGGACUGCAGCAACAGCAGCAUCCUCAACAGUCUGGAGGCUCUGCUGGCUGACAUCAUGCUACCAGGCCUCCGCUCACAACAGACAUGGGGUUCUGUGCAGGAGGGGACAUCUUGUCCAGACGUCCAGUCCUUUCUGUCUUCAGUGGACCAGUUCAUCAGUAAUCUGAGCUCAGCCAGAGUAAGCAUGGAGAGAAAGUUCCAGCUGCAGCAGGUUGACGUUCCUGAUGCCAUUGAGCAGCUGAGCAGCCCCACAGACUACAAGGCUGCAGCCAAUAACAGUGAGCUGGUGGAGCGUUUGGAGGGUGUGGUCUCAGUGUGGUCCAAUCAGAUCAAACAGGUGCUGACAGAGAGCGAACAGAUGAGGAAGGAGGCGGAUGACGUUGGGCCGUCAGCUGAGCUGGAGCACUGGAAGAGACGCAUGGUCACCUUUAACAGUCUGAUGGAGGAGGUGAAGCAUCCUCAGGUGAAAAGGACUCUGGGAGUUCUGCAGCUCACCAAGUCCCGAACUCUACGAGCGUGGAGAGAACUGGACAGGGACAUCACCGUGGUGGCUAACGAGGCUAAGGACAAUGUGAAGUAUCUGUACACUCUGGACAAGUUCUUUGGACCCCUGGGGAAAUGCACUCCGAGCAGCAUGCUGGAGCACAUUCCCGGUCUGAUGGCCAGUAUCAGGAUGAUCCACACUGUCUCUCAGUACUACAACACCUCAGAGAGAAUGACCUCUCUGCUGCUCAAAGUCACCAACCAGAUGAUCACCACCUGCAGGAGCUACUUGUCUCAGGGCGUGACCCGCAUCUGGGACCACAGCAGACCAGUGCUGCUGCAGCGUAUCUCUGACUGCUGUCAUCUGUAUGUGGAGUACCAGAGGAGCUUCCACACCGUCAGAGACAAACUGAGAGAAAACCCUAAAAACAGACAGUUUGACUUCAGUGAGAACUGCAUCUUUGGGAAGUUUGAUGCUUUCUGCAGGCGUUUAGAGAAGAUUGCUGACAUGGCGUCUUCACUGGAAAGCCUGGCUGCUCUGCAACACAUGAAGGUGGAGGGCGCUGAGAAGAUUUAUGCUCGCUACCAGACCAUCGUCUCCACGACCAAAUCCAAGACCUACGACAUCCUGGACCACCGCAAGCCAGAGUUUGACAGUGAUUAUGCAGACUUCCAGAUCCAGGUUCAGGGUUUGUUCCAGUCUCUUCAGUCUCUGCUGGACUUCUGGUUCCGUCAGUCUCUCACUACGGAACGGAUGCUGGAGCUGCUGAGAGUGUUUGAGUCCGGUCCAACGGCUUGUCUGGACCUGAAGCAGCAUUACCUGAUGCUGCUGCAGCGCUACAGCAAAGAGCUGGAGCUGCUGAGGAAGACUUACCAGAGACAGAGAGACAAACCGCCCACUGGACGCAACCUGCCCCCGGUGACAGGUAGGAUUCUGUGGUGCCGACAGCUUUUCAGAAAGAUUGAAGCUCCCAUGUUGAUCCUGAAGAAUAAGCUUGACGUCCUCAAGGGACCAGAGAUGACUAAAGUGAUCCAGAGCUACAAUAAGAUGGCGGUGGUGUUGCUGCAGUAUGAGGUGCUGCACCUGCAAGGAUGGAGUCAGGCUGCAGAGACUGCGCCGCAUUGCCUGAGUGCCACCCUGCUGGUCCGACAUGAGAACAGCAAGGAGGUUUUUGUGAACCUGGACCCGCUGGUGUUGGAGGUACUGCAGGAAGCCCGGUGGAUGACUAAGCUUGGGGUGACCAUACCAAAGGUCGUCCUAAAAAUGACCUCCAGAGAAGCACAGGUCAAAGCUCUGUACAAACGACUGCUGGAGCUGCUUCAGGACUACAGCUUGGUGGUUGCCAGGAUCCCAUCUUUCCUCUUCCCUCUGAUGCAGCCCUUCAUCGGCCGAGUGGAGGCUGCUCUCUCUCCUGGACUCACUGCACUGUCCUGGACCUCCCUCAACACUGACUCAUUCAUAAACAGUGUGUAUCAGGCUCUGAAAGAUCUGGAUCAGGUAAAUAAAGUGGCCACAGACCUGCUGGAAUGUCGCAUCGGUCGGCUGCUUCAGGCCAUGUCGUCCUGCUAUCUGCUGGUCCUGCCUGAAGACUCACCUGUCUCACCUCAGGACCUACUGCUGCAGACAAACAGCUCAGUCCAGGCUGCUGCUGCCACUCUGAACUGGCAGAGUCAGCAGGUAGAGAGAUAUGUGUUUGAGCUGAUUGAGGAGCUGAAGAGGAGGAUGAAGACAACAGAGGCUGUUAAUCUAGAGGGAUCUUUCCAGUGUCUCCAUCCAGACUCCAAACAGAAGACUCGCUGUCAGUCUUGUCUUCCCUGUCGUUUCUACAACCUGAUUGGUCAGCUCUGUCAUCGCAACACUGAAGCCCUGGUCAAAGCCACCAAAUCCUCUCUGGAAGUCCUGAGGAAGAGACUUCAUGUCCACAAAUACCAGCCAUCCUCUUCCUUUUCCAGCAGCAGCCAGUCAGCUCCUCCUCCUCUCUUUAGAGCCUCCAUCCAGCUGGCCAUCCCCAACAUCAUCCUGAGACCCAGCCUGGACGACAUCCAGAGUACAGUGAACAAGCUGGUGAGCGUUGUGUUGUCUGUGACGAAAGACAUCCCUCUGUGGACUUACUCUCAUCUGCAGUACAAACAGCAGCAGGUGGAGCAGGCGGCGGUACGGGAUGCAGGAGACGACAUCCCGGUGAAGCCCCCAGUACUGAGGCCUCUGGACAGACAGCUGGCCGAACACAGAGACAUCACCAAGUUGGUGAUCCAGCUCAGCUCCAUCGUGUCGUCUCUGAGAGCUCAGGCUGCUGACACUCUGAAUGAACUCUCUCACUUUUCUACUCUGUGGAACCAGGAUCCAGAGGAGCAGGUGAAGGCCUUCCUGCAGUCCAACCCCUCGCUGGCAGAGUUCAGCUCUCAGAUCUCCCUCUACUCUAAGCUGGAGGUGCAGAUUUCAGAGCUCCCAGUGUGUUGCAUGGUGGGUUCAAUCCUGUUUGACACCGACCAGCUGAAGCUGGCACUCACUCAGGAGUGUCGUCUCUGGAAACGGGCCUUCGGCGCUGCACUCAACCACCGGGCGUCCGCCGACAUGGAUGAUGUUUUCUCGUUUGUGGAGGGGCUGACGAAGCGCCUGCAGCGUCCAAUCACAGACCUGGAGGAUGUCCGAGGAGCCAUGGCAGCACUCAGGGAGGUUCGGGAGGAAGAGGUUCGUAUCGACGCCACCAUUGGCCCGGUGGAGGAAUCCUUCGCUCUGCUCAACAAACAUGAGCUGCUCUUCAACGACGGGAACGCUGAGCGCGUGGAUGGCCUGACGUAUGCCUGGAGGAACCUCAGCGCCCUGGUGGUGCAGAACCAGAACACUCUGGUGAGGAUCCAACCCAGCAUGAAGGCAGACCUGCUGUCUGCAGUGCAGAGCUUUCAGAGCCACGUUCAGAGAUUCUGCAGCGAUUACAACCACAGGGGUCCAGGGAUGGAGGGGGUCGCUCCAGCUGAAGCUAGUGAGCGGCUGCAGAGUUUUCAGGCUGAGUUUGAUCAGCUGUGGAGGACAUACACCACCUGCUCUGGAGGAGAGGAGCUAUUUGGACUGCCUGUUAACGAGUAUCCGGAGCUGCAGAGGAUUAAGAGGGAACUCUCUCUGCUGUCCAAACUCUACACUCUGUAUAACUCUGUCAUUGACAGCGUUGCCAGCUACUACGACAUCCUGUGGGCUGACCUCAACAUCGAGAAGAUCAACAACGAGCUGCAGGACUUCCAGAACCGGAUCCGAAAGCUUCCAAAGGCGUUAAAGGAGUGGCAGGCCUUCAGAGAUCUGAAAAAGACCAUCGAUGACUUCACUGAGACGUGUCCUCUGCUCUACAUGAUGGCCAACAAGGCGAUGCUGUCCCGACACUGGACUCGUCUCAGUGAGCUGACUGGUCACAGCUUCCAGGUGGGAUCAGAGUGUUUUUCCCUCAGAAACAUCAUGGAGGCUCCACUGCUGAAAAAUAAAGAAGACAUUGAGGACGUUUGUAUCAGUGCUGUGAAGGAGCGAGACAUCGAGGCCAAGCUGAAGGAUGUGAUGGCCGAGUGGAGCAGUCAGACGCUCAGCUUUGCCACCUUCAGGACCCGAGGAGAAUUGCUGCUGAAAGGAGCCGACACUGCUGAGAAGAUCUCCAUGAUGGAGGACAGUCUGAUGGUGCUGGCAUCACUGCUGAGUAACAGGUAUAACGCUCCGUUUAAGCCAUCCAUCCAGCUGUGGGUCCAGAAACUCUCAAACACCUCAGAGAUCAUUGAGAAGUGGCUGUCGGUUCAAAACCUUUGGAUCUACCUGGAGGCGGUGUUUGUGGGUGGAGAUAUCGCCAAGCAGCUGCCUCAGGAGGCCAAACGUUUCCAGAACAUUGACAAGUCAUGGCAGAGGAUCAUGCAGCGAGCCCAUGAGCUCCCCAACAUGGUGCAGUGCUGUGUGGGAGACGAGACGCUCAGCCAGUUGUUGCCUCACCUGCUGGAGCAGUUGGAGCUCUGUCAGAAGUCUCUGUCCGGUUACCUGGAGAAGAAGCGCUUGGUGUUUCCUCGUUUUUUCUUUGUGUCUGACCCUGCCCUGCUGGAGAUCCUGGGCCAAGCCUCGGACUCACACACUAUACAGGUUCAUCUGCUCAGUCUGUUUGACAAUGUCAACAGAGUUGUUUUCAAUGAGAAGCAGUAUGAUCAGAUCAUCAGUUUUCAGUCUCAAGAAGGAGAAACUGUGGAGCUGAGCCAACCCAUCCUGGCACAGGGAAACGUGGAGGUGUGGUUAGGACAGCUGUUAGCAGGGGUGAGGCAGACCCUCCAUGCUAUCAUCCGUCAGGCCUACCUGGCCAUCAGCGACCCAGGCAUGAAGCUGCUGGAGUUUCAGUUGGCAUUUCCAGCUCAGGUUGGCCUGCUGGGAAUCCAAAUGAUCUGGACCAGAGACGCAGAAGAUGCACUCGUCCUCAGCAAGUCUGACAAGAAGAUCAUGCAGACGACCAAUCAGAAGUUCCUGGAUCUGCUCAACGAGCUGAUUGACAUGACAACCAGAGAGCUGAGCAGAAAUGAGAGGACCAAGUACGAGACGCUCAUCACCAUCCAUGUCCACCAGAGAGACAUCUUCGACGAGCUGGUGCGUCUAAACGUGCGAUCUGCGUCAGACUUUGAGUGGCAAAAACAGUCAAGGUUUUACUUCCUGGAGGAGACGGACAGAUGUGUCAUCCAAAUCACAGAUGUGGAGUUCAGCUAUUGUAAUGAAUACCUGGGCUGUACAGACCGACUGGUCAUCACCCCGCUGACAGACAGGUGUUACAUAACUCUGUCCCAGGCUCUGGGGAUGAGUAUGGGCGGAGCUCCGGCUGGUCCGGCAGGAACAGGUAAGACGGAGACCACUAAAGACAUGGGUCGCUGUCUGGGGAAAUAUGUGGUGGUUUUCAACUGUUCGGACCAGAUGGACUACAGAGGACUUGGACGCAUCUACAAAGGUCUGGCCCAGUCCGGAGCCUGGGGUUGCUUUGAUGAGUUUAACCGCAUCGAGCUGCCGGUCCUGUCCGUUGCUGCCCAGCAGAUCUACAUUGUCCUGCAGUGUAAGAAGAACAAGAAGAAACAGUUCGUCUUCACUGACGGAGACGUGGUGGACAUGGACCCUGAGUUCGGCAUCUUCCUCACCAUGAACCCUGGUUACGCCGGUCGUCAGGAGCUGCCAGAGAACCUGAAGAUUCAGUUUCGCACAGUUGCCAUGAUGGUCCCAGACCGAGCCAUCAUCAUGAGGGUCAAACUGGCUAGUGCAGGUUUCCGUGACAACGAGGUCCUCAGCAGGAAGUUUUACACCCUCUACAAACUGUGUGAGGAGCAGCUCUCCAAACAGGUCCAUUAUGAUUUUGGUCUGAGGAACAUUUUGUCAGUUUUGAGGACACUGGGAGCUGUGAAGAGAUCCAACCCAUCAGAACCAGAGAAGACCGUGGUGAUGAGGGUCCUGAGAGACAUGAACCUCUCCAAACUGGUUGAUGAUGACGAGCCUCUGUUUAUGAGUCUGAUCAAUGAUCUGUUUCCUGGUAUUGUUCUUGAUAAAGCCGGGUAUCCAGACUUGGAAUCGUCCAUCGUCAGUCAGGCUCAGCAGGCCGGUCUGAUCCCUCACCCACCCUGGAUCCUCAAACUCGUUCAGCUCUACGAGACGCAGAGAGUCCGACAUGGUAUGAUGACGUUGGGUCCUAGCGGUGCCGGGAAGACGACCUGCAUCCACACACUGAUGAAGGCCAUGUCAGAUUGCGGCUCCCCACACCGCGAGAUGAGGAUGAACCCCAAAGCAAUCACGGCCUCACAGAUGUUCGGCACGCUGGACGUCACCACCAAUGACUGGACUGAUGGCGUCUUCUCCACUCUGUGGAGGAAGACUCUCAAGGCCAAGAAGGGUGAAUAUAUCUGGAUAGUGCUGGAUGGUCCCGUGGAUGCCAUCUGGAUUGAGAACCUGAACUCAGUUCUGGAUGACAACAAAACUCUGACACUGGCGAACGGAGACCGAAUCCCUAUGGCUCCCUGCUGCAAGAUCGUCUUUGAGCCCCACAACAUUGACAACGCCUCCCCAGCCACGGUGUCCAGGAAUGGGAUGGUGUUCAUGAGCUCCUCAGUGCUCGGCUGGAGCCCCAUCCUGCAGGCCUGGUUACAGAAGUUACCGGAACAGCAGGCUGACACCCUGAAACUCUGCUUCAACUGUUGCUACCAGGACUUGUUGGACUUUAUCUCCACUGCUGUGUCUCCUAAGAUGCAGGUGUUGGAGUGUAUGUACAUCAGACAGACCAUUGACCUGCUGCAGGGUUUGCUCCCAGCAGUGGAGGAGAAACAGGGUUGCCAUGGCGACGUGGGUCGACUGUUUGUAUUUGCAGUGAUGUGGUCUCUGGGAGCACUGCUGGAGCUCGAUGACAGAGCCAAGAUGGAGGCCUUCCUGAAGCGCUACAGCUCGUCUCUGGACCUGCCACAAACUCAGGACAACCAAACCAUCUUUGAGUUCACUGUCAACAAGCAGGGACAGUGGGAGCACUGGUCCAACAAGGUCCCAGAGUAUGUCUACCCUAAAGACCAUGUCCCAGACUACUCAUCCAUCCUGGUUCCCAAUGUGGACAACGUGAGGACAGACUUCCUGAUGCAGACCAUUGUGAAGCAGAGGAAGGCUGUGCUGCUGAUUGGAGAACAAGGAACCGCCAAGACCGUCAUGAUUAAAGGCUACACCAGCAAGCUCGACCCAGAGCUCCACCUCAGUAAGACGGUGAACUUCUCGUCAGCCACACUGCCCAGCAUGUUCCAGAGAACCAUUGAGAGCUACAUUGAUAAACGAAUGGGCGCCACCUACGGGCCGCCGGCUGGACGCCGCAUGACUGUCUUUAUAGAUGACAUCAACAUGCCCGUCAUCAACGAAUGGGGAGACCAGAUAACCAAUGAGAUUGUGCGUCAGCUGAUGGAGCAGGGAGGUUUCUACAGUUUGGAUCGUCCAGGAGAGUUCAUCACUGUAGUGGACGUUCAGCUGGUGGCAGCCAUGAUCCAUCCAGGUGGCGGUCGGAACGACAUCCCCCAGCGUCUGAAGAGGCAGUUCUCCAUCUUUAACUGCACACUGCCUUCCAACACCUCCAUAGAUAAGAUCUUUGGAACCAUGGCUCAGGGAUACUUCUGCUCGGAAAGAGGUUUCCCCGCCGACGUCUGCAACCUGGCCGCGGCCCUCGUACCCACCACCAGACGGGUGUGGCAGGCAGUGAAGACAAAGAUGUUACCGUCUCCUGCCAAGUUUCACUACAUCUUCAACCUGAGAGACCUCAGCAGAAUCUGGCAGGGGAUCCUGACGGUGGUGACUGAGGUGUGUCAGAGCUCUGAGCUCCUCUCUGCUCUCUUCCAUCAUGAAUGUUACAGAGUGAUCGCCGACCGAUUCAUCGACAACAGUGACAGACAAACCUUCAACUCCAUCAUGGAGAAGAUCACAGUGAAGGAUCAUGGGAGAGCUCUGACUGAGCACGCUCAGUGGGACAGCUUCUUCGUGGACUUCCUCCGGGAAGCUCCAGAGGCGACAGGAGAUGAACCUGAAGACACCGAGCUGGAAGCUCCAAAGGUGUAUGAGCCAAUCCCGUCGCUGGACGCCUUGGCAGAGCGGCUGUCUGUUUUCCAGCAGCAGUACAAUGAGGCAGUGAGGGGCGGAGCCAUGGACCUGGUCUUCUUCAAGGACGCGAUGACCCAUCUGAUGCGGAUCUCGCGGAUCCUGCGGACGCCACAGGGAAAUGCCCUGCUGGUCGGGGUUGGAGGCUCAGGGAAGCAGAGUCUGACGAGGCUGGCGUCGUUCAUCGCAGGAUACCAAACCUUUCAGAUCACACUAACCAGGUCGUACAGCAGCAGUAACCUGAUGGAGGAUCUUAAGACUCUGUAUCGCAUCGCUGGUCAGCAGGGGAAAGGAGUCACGUUCCUCUUCACUGACAACGACAUUAAAGACGAAGCCUUCCUGGAAUACAUGAACAACGUCCUGGCGAGCGGUGAAGUUUCCAAUCUGUUUGCUCGUGAUGAGCUGGAUGACAUCACUCAGGAUCUGAUUCCUGUCAUGAAGCGGCAGCACCCUCGCCGCCCUCCGACCUCAGAAAACCUCUACGACUUCUUCCUGUCACGAGUGCGGCGCAACCUCCAUGUCGUGCUCUGCUUCUCGCCAGUCGGGGAAAAAUUCCGGACUCGUGCCUUGAAGUUUCCAGGCCUGAUAUCGGGCUGCACUGUGGACUGGUUCCAGCGCUGGCCCCGGGACGCCCUGGUGGCCGUGUCACAUCACUUCCUGUCUCAAUACCAGGACCUCCGCUGCUCAGAGGAUGUGAAGCAGAGUGUGGUGGUAACCAUGGGAACCUUCCAGGACCUGGUGGCGGAGAAGUGUGCAGAGUACUUUGAGCGUUUCCGCCGUCAGACAUUUGUGACGCCCAAAUCCUACCUAUCCUUUAUUGACAGCUACAAGAUCAUCUACACCCAGAAGAUCGCACAUGUUGGCACACUGGCCGAGCGCAUGAAGACAGGUCUGUGUAAACUGAUGGAAGCAGAGCAGUCGGUGUCUCAGCUCUCUGAGGAGCUGGUGGUGAAGGAGCAGGAGCUUGCCGUUGCCUCCCAGAGGGCAGAUGAAGUCCUGCAGGAGGUCACGGCGAAAGCUCAGGCUGCUGAAAAGGUGAAGCAGCAGGUGCAGAAGGUGAAGGAUAAAGCUCAGCUCAUUGUCGAUGAGAUUGAAAUCGAUAAAACAGCAGCAGAGUCCAAACUGGAAGCAGCAAAACCGGCACUGGAGGCUGCUGAGGCUGCACUGCAGACCAUUAAACCAGCUGACAUCGCCACAGUGAGGAAGUUGCAGAAGCCUCCUCAUCUCAUUAUGAGGAUCAUGGAUGCAGUCCUGCUGCUGUUCCAGAGGAAGAUCGACACAGUGACCGCAGACCCUGAGCGACCUUGUCCGCGACCUUCAUGGGCCGAGGCAAUGAAGCUGAUGCAGAACUCUGCCUUCCUCAGCAUGCUGCUCAACUUCAGCAAGGACUCCAUCACAGAGGAGGUGGUGGAGCUGCUCGCUCCCUACCUGGAGAUGGAUGACUACAACCUGGAGUCUGCCAAGAGGAUCUGUGGCAAUGUGGCAGGACUCUGCUCCUGGACUCAGGCAAUGGUCGACUUCUUCGCUAUCAACAAGGAGGUGCUGCCUCUGAAGGCUAACCUGGCCCUGCAAGAGGCUCGUCUGGUGGUUGCUCAGAAUGAACUCGCUAAAGCUCAGGAACAGCUGGACGCUAAACAGCAGGAGCUGGACGCCGUGCAGGCACUUUAUGACGCUGCCAUGAAGGAAAAGCAGGACCUAGAAGACGACGCCCAGGCCUGCCGCCGCAAGAUGGCCAAUGCUACAGCUCUGAUCGACGGACUGGGAGGAGAGAAGAUUCGUUGGACCGACAGCAGUGCUGGGUUCCAGACUCAGAUCAAACACCUUGUUGGGGAUGUCCUUCUGUCCGCAGGUUUCUUGUCCUAUGCUGGGCCCUUUAACCAGGAGUACCGCAGCUUGCUUCUAGAGCUGUGGAAGAAAGAGAUAGAGGACAAGUUCAUCCCCUUCAGUCCUGACUUAAACGUGAUUGGUCUGUUGGUGGACAACCCCACAGUGAGUGAGUGGAACCUGCAGGGUUUACCCAGCGAUGACCUGUCCAUCCAGAACGGCAUCGUGGUGACAAAGGCGUCCCGUUACCCACUGCUGAUAGACCCCCAGGGUCAGGGCAAGACCUGGAUCCAGAACAGAGAGAGAGACCAGCAGCUGCAGGUGACGUCUCUGAACCAUAAGUAUUUCCGUUCCCACCUGGAGGACAGUCUGUCUCUGGGGCGUCCUCUGCUGCUGGAGGACAUAGGAGAGGAACUGGACCCCGUCCUGGAUAACAUACUGGACAAAAACUACAUUAAGUCUGGAUCAACUUAUAAAGUGAAGGUGGGAGAUAAGGAGGUGGAUGUGAUGAAGGGCUUCACACUCUACAUCACCACCAAGCUGGCCAACCCGGCAUACAGUCCCGAGGUCAGUGCCAGGGCGGCUGUGGUCGACUUCACCGUUACCCAGCGAGGCUUGGAGGACCAGCUGCUGGGGCGAGUCAUACUGCUGGAGAAACAGGAGUUGGAGGCGGAGCGAGUGAAGCUCUUAGAGGAGGUGACAGCCAACAAGAGGAAGAUGCAGGAGCUGGAGGACAGUUUGCUGUUCAGGCUGACCAGCACCCAGGGGUCCUUGGUGGAGGACGAGUCUCUGAUAGAGGUUCUGAGGGUCACCAAAACCACUGCUCAGGAGGUGAGUGAGAAGCUGUCAGUUGCAGCAGAAACGGAGGUGAAGAUCAACCAGGCCAGGGAGGAGUACCGGCCGGUGGCCACCAGGGGCAGCAUCCUCUACUUCCUGAUUGUGGAGAUGUCGCUGGUCAACGUUAUGUACCAGACGUCUUUGCGUCAGUUCCUGGGGCUGUUUGACUCGUCCAUGCAGAACUCUGCCAAGUCGCAGGUCACCUCCAAACGCAUCAGCAACAUCAUCAACUUCCUCACCUACCAGGUGUACUGUUACACAGCCAGGAGUCUGUAUGAGGAACACAAACUGCUUUUCACUUUGCUGUUGGCUCUAAAGAUCGACCUCCAGGCCAGAAACAUCUCGCACCCCGAAGUGCUCACCUUUAUCAAAGGCGGAGCCUCUUUGGAUCUCAACUCUGUAGAAUCCAAACCACGGCGCUGGAUCCUAGAUCAGACCUGGCUCAACCUGGUGCAGCUGUCCAGCCUGCUGCCGUUCACCCAGAUCCUGACCCAGGUGAGCCAGAACGAGCGUGCCUGGAGGACGUGGUUUGACCAUCCAACGCCAGAGCAUGCAACACUGCCUGAUGGGUAUGAGGAAAAGCUCAACACCUUCCAGAAGCUUCUGCUCAUCCGGAGCUGGUGUCCCGACAGAACCACCGCUCAGGCGCGUUGCUACAUCUCGGACUCUCUGGGUCAGCAGUAUGCUGAAGGUUUGGUUCUGGACUUGGACGCCAUGUUGGCAGAGAGCGACAACAGGACGCCGAUGGUCUGUCUGCUGUCGAUGGGCUCUGAUCCAACUGAAAACAUAGAGAGGCUGGCCAAGAACAAGGGGGCACCGUGCCGUCCCAUUUCCAUGGGGCAAGGCCAGGAGAUUCACGCUCGCAGGCUAUUGGCCAACAGCAUGACGGAUGGCGGCUGGCUCCUCCUCCAGAACUGCCACCUGGGACUGGACUUCCUGGACGAGCUGCUGGAGACAGUCACCGCAGCAACCCCAGAGAGCGUGCACAAAGGUUUCCGAGUGUGGCUGACAACCGAUGUGCACCCAAAAUUCUCCAUCACCUUCCUUCAGUCCUCCAUCAAGUUCACUAAUGAACCUCCUCUUGGGAUGAAAGCUGGACUGAAGAGGACCUUCAACAGUGUCACUCAGGAUCAGUUGGAGAUCAGCAACCUGCCUCAGUGGAAACCUCUACUCUAUGCCUUGGCCUUCCUUCACACCACUGUGCAGGAGCGUCGUAAGUUUGGUCCUCUCGGCUGGAACAUUCCCUAUGAGUUCAAUCAGGCAGAUUUCACGUCCAGCAUGCAGUUUGUGCAGAACCACCUGGACAACCUGGACUCAAAGAGAGGAGUCAACUGGAGCUGCCUGCGCUACAUGCUGGGUGAGGUCCAGUAUGGCGGCCGGGUGACAGAUGACUUAGACAAACGUCUCCUCAACACCUUCACUCGUGUCUGGUUCAGCGAGAACACCUUCAGCGACAAGUUCUGCUUUUAUAAAGGCUACAGCAUCCCUGGCAAGGCCAAGACGGUCCAGGAUGUGCUGCAGCACAUCGAGGCUCUGCCGCUGGUCGAUUCCCCUGAGGUUUUUGGGCUCCAUCCCAACGCUGACAUCACCUACCAGACCAACCUGGCCAAUGAGACCCUCAGCACCAUCAUCAACAUACAACCAAAGGAUAGUGGUGGUGGGGCCGGGGAGACCAGGGAGGCCAGCGUACAGAGACUGGCCAGUGAGAUGCUGGAGAAGCUCCCACCUGACUACGUCCCGCACGAGGUCAAAGGUCAGCUGCAGAAGAUGGGUCCACUGCAGCCCAUGAACAUCUUCCUGCGGCAGGAAGUAGACCGUAUGCAGCGAGUCAUCAGCAGUGUACGGAGCACGCUCACUGACCUCAAACUGGCCAUCGACGGCACCAUCAUCAUGUCGGAGGACCUGCGUGAUGCUCUUGACUGUAUGUUCAACGCUCGGAUCCCUCGCCUGUGGCUGCGGCUCAGCUGGCCUUCGGCAACGCUGGGCUUCUGGUUCAGCGAGCUGCUCGAGAGGAACCAGCAGCUUAGCGGCUGGAUCAGCACUGGCCGACCAAAUCAGUUCUGGCUCACUGGCUUCUUCAACCCACAGGGGUUUCUGACCGCCAUGCGCCAGGAGACAACACGCUCCAACUUGUCCAGGGGCUGGGCAUUGGAUACUGUCAUCCUUAGCAAUGAUGUCACCAAGAUGAUGAGGGAGGACGUGUCAGCUCCACCUCCAGAGGACGUGGGCGGAGUCUACAUCUAUGGCCUCCUCCUGGAUGGGGCAGGAUGGGAUCGACGCAGCGCCAGACUCUCUGAGGCCCCACCCAAGGUCCUCUUCACUCCUCUCCCAGUGGUUCAUGUCUACGCUGUCAGCUCAGCUAACGUGGCCGACAGUAAGCGGCAGCCUGGUGGCGGCGGGGCAGUUAGCCUGUACUCUUGUCCGGUCUACAAGAAACCGCGUCGGACCGACCUGAACUUCAUCUUCUCUCUGCAGCUGAGGAGUGCUCAGCCAGCAGAGCACUGGACUCUGAGAGGAGCUGCGCUGCUCUGCGACUGCAAGUAAUCCUCCAACUCUCUGAGUGGAUAUGUUUAUUAUAUACAGUUUAAUUUUUCUGUAUUAUUCCACUGCAGAAACAAUACCAAAUCCAUACUGGUAUCAUUUUCAGGUUUUAGCCCAUUAAGUACAGGUCACACUUAUUGUACUCUCCUGAUGAUCAUUUUGCAAAAUCCUCCCUCAGCUUUUAGAUGAAUUUUUCUUGGUUUUACUUCACAUAAAAAAUCAACUAGCAGAGAUGUGAAUCUUGAAGCACUUCAGUAAGCUCAGAUUUAAAGCCCUGACAUAGCAAAUACAACAUAACUGAUGGUGUUGAAAUACACCACAUAAAAUAUUUCAACUAGGGAUAAUUAUUUUACUAUGUUUUCUAAAUGGUAUGUCAUAAACAUUUGUGUGAUAUUAGAAUGAAUUUGUUUUGAAUAACUCAAGUAUUUGGCACAUUUAGACACCAAUCUGCUUCAAUAUCAGUUGAAAUCCAUAACAAAAAGCUUAAGAAAGAAAUGUUUCUUUUAUUCCACAGACACAACUGUUAAAGUUUUUGUUUUUGAGUGUCUUUGUUUUUGCUGAUGUUCUUAUGAUCCAGGGGGGUAUUCCAUCAAGCAGGCUAAAGGCAAAUCCAGGCUUAAAUGGCCAAGUCUGGCUAAUGUGAGCCAGAGAUCUGUUCCAUCAAAGUGGCUAAGAUUAGCCUCACAUCGGUAACCAUGGAAACCAUGGUUCUGGCUAAGCCUGAUACAUCAAGCUGAACUGCGGUUUCCAUCCCAUCAACCUGAGCCACAACUCCAUUCCAUCAAGGUGGUUAACCUGAAUCCCAGCCUAGUAACCAUGGUAAUUUAUGCUGCCGGGCAAUCCUGAACAGAUGCCUAAAAGACAGUUCUGCCAGCGCUUUUACACACUCACAACUGUCAUGUAAUGAUAAUAUGUAGAUCAUAAAAUAUGUAACAUAAUUAAUCAAAAACACACAUAACGAUUAAAAAACAAAUUAAAAUGUAAUAAAAAUAAGAUCAUCAAAAAAACAACAACACAACAAUAAAGCCAAAAUCGAACUAAUAACAACAAAACUAUAAUAAAAUGAAACUGAGGCAUUAAAAAAAGAUUGUAUAUGUACACCAAACCACAUGAAUAUGUGAUUGUCCUCCCAUCCCAACCCCACUCUGUUUCCAAUUGGCUAGCAAAUUCACAGCCAAUUAAGGUCAACUGACAACGGCCAGAGAAGGAGAGGGACACACCCAGAGAGACGCAGAGCAAGCAGGAUUCUUAUAUUUUAUCUUCACCUGCUGCCAAGUCCUCCUCUGGCUUCUGAGAUUGCUUCUGAUGAGACAUAACAGUGAGGGAUGAAAAUGGGACACACACCAUUGUGGUUUGUCUGUUCCUCAUCCUAUAGCACAUGCCAUACAUUUAAGGGGAUUUUCCUUAUUUUGAUAUAAUAAGGGAUAGAGCUUACAGUUGACUGCCACAUGAUGACAAACAGACAAUUGAUUCACUCUCACCUGCAUUCACUUAAUAGUUUCCCUUAUCUCCACUGAACUGAUGGAUUUGCUAAAUGUCAUUUUCUACAAUCAAUAGAUAAAUGUCAUGUGAUUAUUUCCUAUAAACUGAUCUUUUCGGAAAUGUCAUAAUCUACAAUCAAUUAUGUGAUAAAUGCGAUGAUUGACAUAAAAUAGUUUGAUUAAAUGCAUCAUCUGAAAUGUACAUAGGAAUCAGUAGAUACAUGUGAUAAACAGUCUCUCACUAAUAUUAAGUUACACAUGUGGUGAAUUUCAUUAGGCAUACUUGAAUUGUUAGAUUUAAUAGGUGUUCUUAUCUACAUAUAUAUUUUGUCCCUUUGGUGUGGGAUUUAUAGAACAUGAUAUUAUGCUGAAAUGCUGAAUUUUACCACCUCCCUUGCUUUAUUAAUUGCUGCAGUAUUGCCUUUUUUCUUAAUUAUGUCCUUAUAGUCCUCAUACACUUCCAUAAGGAGCGUUUGCUCCACUGCAGAAAAAGCCUCCGCUCGCUCCUUUAUUUGCUUUAUGACAUUUUGCAACAUUUUCGGCACUCGACUAGUUUGGACUUUUUAUUUUCCCUGGACACAUGCAUGAGUUGAGGCUUAACAGGUGAGGCUUGAAUUAGCGUCAGUUGGAGCCAGCUGAUUUCACUUGAUGGAACGGGUUGGAGCUAGAUUGGGAGCUAGAUGGGGAGCUGGCGUUUAGUCAAACUUCAAGAUGACACCUUAGUCUGGAUAUUCUUAGCUACGCUGAUGGAAUACCCCCCAGCCUGUCUUUGUUUGUUUUUGUUUUCAGGGCUUUUGUGUUUUUACCACUUCAAUUGCUUGAUAGUCGUCUUGGAUUGUGUUUGUCUCUUUGUGGACUUCACCUAACUUUGCUUUUAAAGCAUCUUUAACCAAACCCUACAGUGUCUAAAACUCCACAGCAAACUUUAUAACCUUUGACUGAAAUUGACCAGAGGGGUAUUCCAGGUAGGAGGUUCAACAAACUCUGAGUCUAUCCCUGAACUCUGAGUUGGUUUACUCUGAGAUGGGAAACUCUGAGUUACCGGUUCCAGAACAGCUGAUUUGAGUUUGUUCAGUCAACUCUGAGUAUGUUCACUCUGAGUUAAGCCGACAAUAAAAAGCCAUCAUCAAUGGAGCUCCAACUCCACGAUUCACCAUGGCAACAGGUAAAUAAAAGACAGGCCUCCAUUUUAAUCCAGUGGAUGUAGAGAUAUUAAUGCAUGUGUAGCAGACGGUACACGUUUAUCUUUAAAAGAAGAGCCUGAGUCAGAGCGAGGAAAGUGUCAAUAAGUUAACCAUAAAGUUAAUAAAAAAGUUUUAUUCAGUGUUGUCCGUUUAUUCAUCAUUUAUCAGACUUACAUUUCCUUAAUGAAGAUAAAGUGGUGGAAUCUGACUGUGUAUCAGGCUGUAGAUAUAUUACAUUAUAUUAAUUAUAUACAAUAAUAUAUUUGUUGAGAUUGAAUCUGAUGGGGAAAAACACAGGAGGCAGAAGAUUUAAAACAUACAAGCCAGGCUAUAGAUCAAAGACAUAAAGACAUGACUGUAAACUCACAGUCUGACCCAGUAAUAAUAUGUUUGGUGAUUUGCACUUGAAAAGACGUUGAGGUUAAAAUACAGUAGAUUUGAAAAUGCUGCACAUCUAUUUGUAUCUUGACACAACAGCAUUCAGUGACUUUAUUUCAGCUACAAAUGUAGUAAAUGUAAAGACACUGAAAUGCUACACCAUUGCUCACUCAGAAAUAUGAACAUAUAAUCCCCAAUAUUAGGCUAUAGGAAUUAUGUUCCAUCAGUGCGACCAAUGACAUCAGUGAUAGAGAUCAUUAGUCAUUGAUACUACGUGUCUAAAGCUUCAUACCCAUUUUUAAAAUUUAAAUAAUUAGACCUACACAUUAUGUGCAAUAAACAUUUGGGAGCUGCUCUAACAGACUGACAGUCUGAUCCUUGUGCACAGUGUUAUAAAAAAUAAUAAAUAUAAAAAGGACAGAGGUUUGAUUCUGAGCUGAGGGUGAAUUCUCGAUGUGUAAUAUUUGAAUGUAAAGACAAAAACCGGUGUCCAAAGAAAUGAUUGAUGUGCAUAAAUUCAGUAGUCUAACGUAAGACAGUCCUGAGUAACAAACUAAUAUCCAGCAGGAUUUAGACUGUGACAGACGGUAAAUCUCUUUGAUACAAGCUUUGACACGGACUGAAUGAAUGAGGAAAUGAAACAGCGUGUAAGAGGGAGGAGACAGAGGAAAACUCAGGGUUUAUUGAAGAAAACCUGUCAGCGAGCAGGUUAUGUUCACAGAAGUCUGUUACCAUGGUGACUGACUCAGAGUUUCAGUUGCUUCUCUUUCUGGAACGGAUAACUCAGAGUUUCCCUCAUCUCAGGGUUGACUUACUCUGAGUUUUCACAUAACCCGCUUUCUGGAAUACCCCCCUGCAGAUUCACUUACAUGAGGUUUCUUUUCAGAUUGCUCAUCACCUAAGCAGUGAGGAACAAAACCACAAACACACGAGUAACAAAUAAGAAAAAGAAAAAAAAAAGAAAACAGUGUAUGGCCCUAAUCACACAGAAAGCAUUUUGGCUACAGGAGGCAGCUUUUUGUGUUUUGUUUUGUUUUUUUUUUUUAAUGAACAUGAAGCUCUUAGCUCACUGUUUUUACGUUGCUAUGUGCCUCCAUUUCUGUGUUCUAGGCGCCUGGUGUUUUUGCCAGAGCGCUCUGAACUCCUCAAGUUGAAGAAACUUCAACUCAAAGUGGAAAAGCACCCUGCGUCAUCUCCACUUUUUGCCCAUUGUCCAGUGGGAUGAUUUGAGAGGCGGGCUCUGUAGUGGUUGUGACAACAAGUUUACAGUUGGUAAACAAUGGAGGAGAAACUACUGGUACUCCCCAUGAUCCAACCCUCUUUUUAAGGGUCUCAUGUACCCACACAGAUCUCCAUUUCUCUGUGCCCAACAAACUACUUGCUGACAGCCUCUCAGCCUCAACCAGAGCGACAGCAAGUACCCUCUGCCUGUCUGUUUUAAGGACAAGAUGCUAAUUAGUUUGAAAUAAAUAAAAUAGAUAGAUAAAUGGUAGAUUGAUUACAUGUGAAGGUUAGGGUAAGGAAGAGAUUAAGUGGUUGUCUGACAACAAUAAAAAGGCAGAGCAAGCAGGCAGAAAAAUAUCUGGUGUCCUGCAAAUGGCAACAACUGAAAGGAAUUAAAUACUCUCAGAUAUUUCAGCAUUAAUGUACAUGUGAGCUUUAGAGUUUAGUCUCCUUACAGUUUGUCAACCAAAGAGCUGACAAGUUUAUUUUUACAUUCUGAAAAUUCCCAAACACUAUCUGAUUCACUAAAAAAUAACCAGAUAAACAAAAACAGAACACAAACACACUCUAAGACAGAAAAAGGAAAUGUUCAGAUUAAAAAUUUCAAACUGAAUGAAAAAACACAAAAACUCACCUGAAAACACCUAAACAUAUAUUUAAAAACAAACAAACUGAAAAGACUGUGGUACAAACACGGUCCUUGGAGUAUUCUCAAAGCGUAUCUCCACACUGAUGAAACUUCCUGUCUUUGUGCUAAAGUCUCAGUUUUAGGUGAAAAGCAGACUUAGUAUUAAUAUUUUUCCAGAGGCUAUAUUUGAAAAACAUAUGCAAUAUAGAUAAGCAUGCUGUCGCUUUCUGAUCCUACUUUAUGUUUCCAGUAAACACCUCUAUGACAGGGAAACUGUGUCUGACCUGUCUGACUUCUUUCAUCUUCCAAUACUUAUAGUUUAUGGAGGUGCUGUCCAAUGGAGCGGAGCAGGAAGCUUGUC